Molecule: messenger RNA, 1350 nt
Organism: Laccaria bicolor S238N-H82
Lineage: Eukaryota; Fungi; Basidiomycota; Agaricomycetes; Agaricales; Hydnangiaceae
Exons: 2
Coding region: 1-1350 (449 amino acids)
Source: RefSeq, a predicted model, not a curated record
AUGCCAGCAUCCAUUGGUUUCCUUGCCUUGCGUUGUUCUCUCAGACCUUGUGCUGGCCUCGUUAUUUUGAGGCCCACUGAAUCGGCAUCGUUGUAUCGCUCUGACACGAUUAGGCCAAACGGGAGCCGUUAUGUUGAAGCAUCGACAACGCCUGACGAGGACGACGACGACAACAAGACCAUUCGCAGCAUCCAUGACGUGUCACAAGACGCCGCCCUCUUUGAAUUCACGGAUUUCGAGCUGGAUCUAUCCUGCCUCUCUACACCACUUUCACCUGCUGCGUCUACCUCUAAUUUACCGCCAGACACGCCCUCCCCUCCUCCAUCGCCCCAACCCCAGCUUUCUCGAGCCACAUCAUUCACUACCUCGUAUGCAUCACAGACUAUCGUGAAAAAGCCAUCGAAAAAGCUGUCAAUACCCAAAUUCGUUUCUCUCCCGUCGUCCUCCAAUGGCACAAGGGGAUCCUGGCCUCUGGUUAAAUAUGCUGGGCGCGGGACACCUAUUGACCGUACACGCAGGAUGGAAUGGGGUGGCUCGAUAUCCGAGUCAGAGGAAGUCGGUGAAGAUGGGGUGCUGUUCUCCGCAGUCCGUUCUACGUCGUUGGAGUCAGCCAGUCGACCGUCCCAGCGUUCCGCGCGGUCUGUGACGCCCGAGUGGAGCUACCUCUCACCGUUGUCUUCUGUGCGCACGCGCUCGCCCGAGUCGAAUUCGCAUUCGAGGAGCGAGGCGUCUCUGCAUGAGCAAGCGCCCGAGUUGGCUCCGAUUGCGAUUGAGGACGAAUGGGAUUCAAUCAUACAAAGUGUCCUAGGGUCCAAUACCUCCGAACCCUCCUCUUCGUCCUCUGCUUCUGAGACGCAGCAAAGUUCCGAGGUUGAUGCUGAUGCCCAGCCGCAACAGCAGAAACGUCGACCAGUGCCUAUUGUCGAGUUCCCCAUGAUGUCCCCGGAACAGAUCAGGCAGCUGAACACGGGGCUCGAGAUUGAUCUGGGCAUUGACAAGGCCUUGGAUUUGGGACUGGGGCCUCGAGGAAUGAACUUGGUAAACUUGGGAUUGCUUCCUUCGUCAGCCAGCGGACGGGAUACGCCGUCGAUGUACUCCCAGCCUAAUACGCCUAGGGACUCUCCAACGCCAUCUGCUCGUCAUCAGCACUUGAAACAAGAAGAGGUAGAGCAGGAUGGUGAACUUGAAACCCCAUCACCGGAGCAUGCGUCGCCUACCAGCAUGAAAGCUGCGGAUCAUGAUCAAGUGUUGUUCGAGCCAAAGACGGAGAUGUAUCCAUGGUGGCGGAAGGUGUUGUACAGGUUGAGAAAGAUGCAGAAUGUGAUGCAUCAUCAUAGAAGAAGGUUUUAG